Populus nigra (black poplar) is the source of this 5667-nucleotide messenger RNA. RefSeq lists its product as uncharacterized. NCBI's taxonomy places the organism in Eukaryota, Viridiplantae, Streptophyta, Magnoliopsida, Malpighiales, Salicaceae. Gene Ontology annotation, molecular function: RNA-DNA hybrid ribonuclease activity; nucleic acid binding. The transcript has 2 exons. The coding region runs from base 301 to 5577 and encodes 1758 amino acids. Gene Ontology annotation, biological process: DNA integration. The record is from RefSeq and is a predicted model, not a curated record.
UCAAAGUUGUUGAGUAUUGGGCAAGUGGCUCCUGUUCCCUUAACCCCACUGCAACCUCCAUACCCAAAUUGGUAUAAGCCGGAUCUGACAUGUGAGUAUCAUGUUGGCAUUGCUGGGCAUAACAUUGAAAGCUGUAAUGCAUUUAAAAACAAGCUUCCGCAAUUGAUAAAAGCUGGAUGGAUAACUUUUGAUGAUGCACCGAAUGUGAAUUCUAACCCUUUACCCAAUCAUGCUGCAAGUAGUGGAGGGGUAAAUGUUGUAGCAGUAGAGGGUAAGAAGGAAAGAGUUUUGAAGGUUUCCAUGGAAAGACUGUAUGAUAUGAUGGUACAGUCUGGAUAUUUACCUGAGGUUGAACCAGUGAUGAAUGGAAAUAAUUACUGUAAGUUUCAUGGCGAGGUGGGACAUCACAUUGAUGAUUGUCAAGAAUUUCACCAGGAAGUGAAAAGGAUGCUGACUUUCGGCAUGAUAAGGAUAGAGAGUGAAGAAGAAAGCAGUGAAAUUGGGAUGAUAGGCCGUCAGGAGAAAAAAGUGGAGGUUUGUAGACUCCAACCAACUAUGGGUGGUCCACCAAAACUAAUCCUGACCAAACCUGUGUGCAUAAAUAGUGGAAGUUAUAACACAAUGCCUUACAAUUAUGGAUAUUCUUUCAACAUUAAGGAUCCUACUCCUAUCUUCCAUACUGAAAUCGGUGGUUUAACUCGAAGUGGUCGGUGUUUUACACCAGAAGAAUUGGAGAGGCAGAGGAAAGCUAAAGGAAAAGAAAUAGUUGAUGCUUUUAAAGGUAUGGAAGUGAACAAACCUAUAAGUGAAGAUGAGUCUAAUGAAUUUCUGAAGUUGAUGAAGCAUAGUGAGUAUAGUGUGGUAGAUCAGUUGAAGAAAACUCCUGCUAGAAUCUCUUUAAUGUCACUUAUCUUGAGUUCUGAAUUACACCGUAAAGAAUUGCAAAAGGUGUUGAAUGAAGCAUAUGUGCCCCAAGAUAUUACUCAGGAUACAAUGGAACAUUUGGUGGGAAGAAUUCAAGCCUCUAAUUACUUAUACUUCACUGAAGAUGAGCUAGACCCGGAAGGGACUGGGCAUAACAAGCCUUUGUACAUCACCGUGAAAUGUAAGGACUGUCUGAUGGGCAAAGUGCUUGUGGAUAAUGGUUCAGCUCUGAAUGUGCUACCAAGGCAUAUGCUAGAUGAGAUGCCAAUUGAUGCUACUUAUAUGAGGCCAAGCACUAUGACAGCUAGAGCAUAUGAUGGUUCCCCUAGACAGGUAAUAGGGACCAUUGACAUUGAAUUGUUUGUAGGGCCUCAGAUGUUUUUGGUAACCCUACAAGUAAUGGAUAUACAUCCUUCAUAUAGCAUGUUAUUGGGAAGACCAUGGAUACACGCCUCUGGGGCUGUGACAUCAUCUCUACACCAAUGUCUUAAGUACAUUAUCAAUGGUACUUUAGUGAAAGUUAAGGCAGAAGAAACCUUGUCCAUGAUAAGGAAUGUGUCAGUCCCUUAUAUUGAAGCAGAAGAUUGCAAAGAUGGAAAUCUCCAUGCCUUCGAGAUUGUGAACACUGAAUGGGUACCAGAGAAUACGGUGCUGAGAAGACCAAUUAUUUCUAAUACUUCCAGAAUGAUAGCUAAGUGCUUUUUGAAACAUGGGCUACCAUUCCAGAAUGCUUCACUUACUGGAAGUUUUAAGGGAGUCAACAUGAUGAAAGUUAAGGCUGCUGAUCAGAAGUUUGAGCUUGGCUUUAAGCCUAAGAAAGAUGAUUACAAGAGAACUGCUAGGAUUAAGCGAGAAAGAAGGUUGGCCAGAAUGGAAGGAAGAAAGCUAGAAGAAGAAGACAUUGUAAUCCCACCCAUCCAUGUUUCUUUCCCAAAGUCAGCAUAUGUAAUGAAACCUGAAAACAUGAUAGAAGUCUUGGGACAGAAACUUGCCGUCAUGGAUAUCCACAAUGUAGAGGAAGGUGAAGGAAAAGGCUGGAAUUAUAAUGAUGAGCCGAAAACAACAGAAGAAGAUGAGUUGUUACCUCAGUUAACUGUCCAUUCUCUAGAAGAGGCUCCAACCAAUACCUUUGUGCGAAAGCUUUCAGUUGAUGAAGUAUUCCAGAAUUGGGAGAUUGAAGAAGCCCCAGUUGUUUUCAAGAAGAAUUCUAAAAGUGAAUCCUCCAUAAAUCCACAAACAUAUUGCAUUGAAAAUGAAUGGCCAAACUUUGAUAAGGAUGUGAUUGCAAUGGAUGAAGAGGAAUGGAAUGAAGAUGAUAUGAAGGAGUUUACUAGACGGGCAGAACAGUCUGACCAUGCUUGGAAACCUGCAAAAGAAGAAUUAGAGGUGAUAAAUGUAGGCACAGAGCAAGAUAAAAGAGAGCUAAAGAUUGGAACUCUGAUUACCACAGAAGAAAGAUGUAGUUUAACAGCACUACUACAAGAGUAUACGGAUGUGUUUGCCUGGUCUUAUGCAGAUAUGCCUGGUCUAGACAUUGAUAUUGUAGUACAUAGAGUGCCUCUGAUAGAAGGAUGUAAACCUGUUAAGCAGAAAUUGAGAAGAACUCGCCCGGAUAUUCUACUUAAGGUCAAAGCAGAGAUAGAGAAGCAGUGGGAUGCCGGUUUUCUAGAAGUUAUUAAAUACCCUCAAUGGGUAUCUAACAUAGUGGUAGUCCCAAAAAAGGAUGACAAAAUCAGAGUAUGUGUAGACUUCAGGGAUCUAAACAAAGCUAGUCCCAAGGAUGAUUUUCCUUUGCCCCACAUAGACGUUCUGGUGGACAAUGCUGCUAAGAGUUCAACUUAUUCCUUCAUGGACGGAUUCUUCGGGUAUAACCAGAUUAAAAUGGCUGAAGAAGAUAAAGAGAAGACCACUUUUGUCACACCAUGGGGAACAUUUUGCUACAAAGUGAUGCCAUUCGGGUUAAAGAAUGCUGGAGCCACAUAUCAAAGGGCAAUGGUGACACUUUUCCAUGAUAUGAUGCAUAAAGAGAUUGAAGUGUAUGUGGAUGAUAUGAUUGCCAAGUCUAAGAAUGGAGAAGAUCAUGUUCAGGUUCUAAGAAAAUUAUUUGAUAGACUAAGGAAGUAUCAGUUGAAGCUGAAUCCUGCAAAAUGCUCAUUUGGGGUAAAGUCUGGAAAGUUGCUGGGAUUUGUGAUAAGCAAUAAAGGAAUAGAGGUCGAUCCUGAUAAAGUGAAAGCAAUUCAGGCUAUGACAAUUCCUAAAACUGAGAAAGAAGUAAGAGGCUUCUUAGGACGUUUGAACUACAUCGCCCGAUUCAUAUCUCAGUUAACAACAACAUGUGAGCCAAUCUUUCGAUUGCUUCGAAAAAAGAAUCCUGGUACAUGGGAUAAAGACUGUCAAGAGGCUUUUGACAAAAUAAAGCAAUACUUACAGAAUCCACCUUUGUUAGUGCCACCUGUGCCUGAAAGACCUUUGAUCUUGUAUUUGACAGUAACCGAGGUAGCAAUGGGCUGUGUGUUAGGACAACAUGAUGAGUCUGGAAGAAAGGAGCAAGCUAUCUAUUAUCUGAGUAAGAAGUUUACUGAUUGUGAAUCCAGAUAUACUAUGACUGAGAAGCUAUGUUGUGCCCUUGUGUGGAGUACGAAGCGUCUUCGACAAUAUAUGUUGUAUUAUACCACCUGGUUGAUCUCAAAAAUGGAUCCACUUAAGUACAUCUUUGAGAAACCUUACUUGUCAAGCCGAAUAGCAAGGUGGCAAGUAAUGUUGGCAGAGUAUGACAUUCUAUACAAGACAAGAACAUCUGUAAAGGGAAGUGUAAUUGCUGAUCAUUUAGCAAAUAAUGCUAUCAAAGAUUAUGAGCCUUUGAAAUUUGACUUCCCGGAUGAGGAUGUGUUAAUAGUCGAAGAAGACAAAGAGAAGAAUGAUUGGUGGAUCAUGUAUUUUGAUGGGGCAGUGAAUGUAUCUGGCAAUGGAGCAGGGGCUGUGAUAAUCUCACCUGAUAAGAAGCAAUAUCCCAUCUCAAUCAAGCUACAAUUUGAAUGCACUAACAAUACUGCUGAAUAUGAGGCUUGUAUCCUUGGCUUAGAAGCUGCUUUAGAGAUGAAGGUAAAGAAGCUUGAUGUCUAUGGGGAUUCAAUGUUAAUAAUCUGUCAAGUGAAAGGCGAAUGGCAGACCAAAGAAGAAAAAUUGAUACCCUAUCAACAAUAUCUCUCAAAACUGACCGAGGGCUUUGAUGAUAUAGAUUUUACCCAUAUGGGAAGAGACAAAAACCAGUUUGCUGAUGCUUUGGCAACCUUAGCCUCUAUGGCCAAAACUGAUUACGGCAUCAGGGUACAACCAAUCUGCAUUGAGAUUAGAGAUUUUCCAGCUCAUUGUUGUGCAAUUGAAGGAGAAGUAGAUGGGAACCCAUGGUUUUAUGACAUCAAGCGGUUUAUCCAAUAUCGAGAGUAUCCCUUGGGGGCAUCUAAAGCAGAUAUGAAGACCUUGAGACGUUUAGCCAUGGAAUUUUACCUAGAUGGAGAAAUUCUAUAUAAAAGAUCAUUCAAUGGGACUUUACUAAGAUUUCUAGAUGAAAUCGAAGCUAAGGUAGCAUUGCAAGAAAUUCAUGAAGGAAUUUGUGCAACUCAUGCAAGUGGGCAUAUGAUGGCCAGACAACUGCAACGAUCUGGAUACUUCUGGAUGACCAUGGAGAAAGAUUGCAUUGAUUAUGUCAGAAAAUGCCAUAAAUGUCAGGUGUAUAGUGAUAAGAUAAAUGCACCUCCGGCUCCUCUGUUCAAUAUGACAUCACCAUGGCCAUUUGCAAUGUGGGGAAUAGAUGUGAUUGGCCCAAUCAACCCAAAGGCUAGCAAUAGGCAUCAAUUUAUCUUAGUAGCCAUUGAUUAUUUCACAAAGUGGGUGGAGGCCAGCUCUUAUGCUCAUGUAACUCAAAAGGUGGUCAAGUGUUUCAUUGAGAAAGAUUUGAUUUGUCUGUACGGUUCACCUGAGAAGAUAGUGACCGACAACGCCCAAAAUUUUAAUGGGAAAAUAAUCACAGAAUUGUGUGUGAAGUGGAAAAUUAAACACUCAAACUCAUCUCCUUACAGACCGAAGAUGAAUGGUGCUGUCGAAGCUGCAAACAAGAAUAUCAAGAAGAUUAUCCAGAAGAUGGUAGUCACUUAUAAGGAUUGGCAUGAGAUGCUUCCCUUUGCUCUACAUGCGUAUCGCACAGCAGUAAGGACAUCUACUGGAGCUACACCUUACUCAUUAGUAUUUGGGAUGGAGGCGGUGAUGCCUUUGGAAGUAGAAAUUCCAUCUUUGAGAGUACUAAUGGAAUCUGAACUAGAAGAAGCUGAAUGGGCUAAAGUGAGAUACGAGCAGCUAAACAUGUUAAGUGAGAAGAGGUUGGCUGCAAUUUGUCAUCACCAGUUAUACCAAAGAAGGAUGGCCAAAGCAUAUGACCGGAAAGUCCGACCAAGGGAAUUCAAAGAAGGGGAUCUUGUACUAAGAAAAAUCUUACCAUUACCAAGUGAGGAUAGAAGCAAGUGGGCACCAAACUAUGAAGGCCCGUAUGUAGUGAAGAAAGCAUUCUCUGGAGGGGCUUUGUUGUUAACUAGAAUGGAUGGAGAUGAUGUAUCUAGGCCUGUGAACUCUGAUUCUGUGAAAAAGUAUUAUGUAUGAUGUGUUUCAUCCAAUCAUAAUCAAUUAAAUAAAGUUUGGCCAGGAAAUUCUCUUUGCAUAUACCUCACCAAAAACCCAUGCAUGAUCUCA